Messenger RNA from Rhodofomes roseus, 2024 nucleotides. RefSeq lists its product as uncharacterized. Gene Ontology annotation, molecular function: chitin deacetylase activity. The transcript is spliced from 5 exons. Gene Ontology annotation, cellular component: membrane. Gene Ontology annotation, biological process: carbohydrate metabolic process. The record is from RefSeq and is a predicted model, not a curated record. The coding region runs from base 273 to 1706 and encodes 477 amino acids. NCBI's taxonomy places the organism in Eukaryota, Fungi, Basidiomycota, Agaricomycetes, Polyporales, Fomitopsidaceae.
GUCGUGUUUUCUCCACAAACAUACAUUGAACAUACACUCGCCAGUGCACGCCGCUGCGGGCCUCGAGCUUGCUGUGCGUGCUGACGGUGUCGGCGGCCGCACGGAGGCGGAGAUGCUUUGCUGGCUGCUGGAGGGACGGAGAAGGGCGAGUGUUUUCCGAAUGUUCGUCAGUAUUGAAUGCGUCCGUGUGAAGUGUUGCCCUCCGCCAGUUUUCUCCUCGCCCCGUUGUCCUCCUCUCCUUUCUACGAACCGUCACGACCCGGCCGUUCGCCAUGAAGUUCCUCGUCCUCCCCGUCCUCCCCGUCCUCCUCCCCACGCUGGUCUCCGCCCACAACGCCGUCUCUCACCAUGCACGGCAGGCCCCAACCACAACCAGCGUCGCCAGCGGCGGCGCCGCGAGUGCCAGCAGCAGCGGCACGGCGGUGGUAGGGAGCGGGAUAGCCUCAAGCUCAGCUCUUCCGUCCACUCUCACAUUCUCCCUCAUCUCUGUCAAUCCCACCGCCAUCCCGCUUUCGGGAAUCAGGACGGGUCUGACACAGACCCAGUCGACCAUUGCCCUGUCGACCACCUAUCAAGCCGGCGCGACGCAGACAUGGGUACCCAAUGCUCCUGGCCUCCCCUCCGCCCUUCCCGUGCCGUCAAACUACCCGGCCCUCGACAAGACCCCGCCGACCGAUUCAGAUCUGGUGAAGCAAUGGAUCCAGGAGGUCAUGAACUCGGACGUCGACAUCCCCGACAUCCCCGUCACCAACCCGGGCGCGUGCUCCAACAACACCGCCGCGGUCGCUAACGCGUCAACCAACUGCUGGUGGACCUGCGGCGGGUGCACGCGGGAGACGGACGUCGCCGCAUGCCCGACCAAAAACUCGUGGGGCGUCUCGUACGACGACGGGCCCUCGCCGUACACGCCGAACCUGCUGCAGUACUUCGCCCAGCAGGACCUGCGCGCGACCUUCUUCGCCAUCGGCUCGCGCAUCAUGGAGCGCCCCGCCAUUCUCCAGGACGAGUUCAUGACCGGCAACCAGGUCGCCGUGCACACCUGGAGCCACCCGUACAUGACGACGAAGACGACCGAGCAGGUCAUCGCGGAGCUCGGCUGGACAAAGAAGCUCAUCAAGGACACCCUCGGAGUCACGCCCCUCUACUGGCGGCCGCCGUACGGCGACAUCGACGACCGCGUGCGUGCGAUCUCGACAGCCAUGAACUUGAUACCCAUCGUAUGGACGCGCAUCAGCACCACGCAGACAUUCGACACCAACGACUGGAGCAUCCCUGCGGGCUCGACGGACGUCUACCAAGUGCUCGACAACUGGGAGGCGAUCAUGGGCAACUCGACCAAGAUUGACACGGGCUUCAUCGUGCUCGAGCACGACCUCUUCGAGCAGACCGUCGACGUCGCGACCGGCUACAUCCUCCCGCAGGCGCUCGCGCACACGCCCAAGUACAACAUGACGCCGAUCAUCGAGUGCCUCGACAUGCCGCUGUCAAACGCGUACGUUGAGACGAACGACAACUCGAGCCACCCACUGCCUCUUGCAUCAGUGCAAGCGACCCACACGGGAUCGUCGCCCGCUGGAGCGUCGAGCACGGAUGGCAGCAGUUCUGGGGGUAGCAGCGGGGCCCUGAGCAGGACGAACACCGGCCCUGUGUUGUUGUCCGCCCUGACGGGCUCUAUCUUGGCCGUGGUCUCCCUUCUCCUCCGCUGAGGUCCACCUCCGCCCCAAGGGCGUUGUCUGUUCAAGGUACACUGGCGCACCUCACUCCCUAUCUCUUGUUGACACGUAGUACAGUUGAUUGUUCCAAUAUACCGUCCGCUAUAAUUUAGCACGCAUCCUCUGCAUCCAUUCUUAUUCACAUCCCAGCUUGAAGCGGACAUUGUCAAUGUAUACUCGGGCGGCCGCCGGCUUGUAUCGGACUAGUGUAUGUACUACGCGUCCCCACUCGUUGUUUCGCCACUCCUUUGUACUCUACCCCUCACGCUGUGGGACUGUCCAGUAGUGUAAUGUUAUUCUUAUUGCACCCAA